Molecule: messenger RNA, 4441 nt
Organism: Symphalangus syndactylus (siamang)
Lineage: Eukaryota; Metazoa; Chordata; Mammalia; Primates; Hylobatidae
Product: mediator of RNA polymerase II transcription subunit 15
Biological process (GO): regulation of DNA-templated transcription
Molecular function (GO): transcription coregulator activity
Source: RefSeq, a predicted model, not a curated record
CAUUUCCCACAAGCGCCCCUUCACUUCCGGCUCGGCCGAGGCACUGCGGACAGCUUCCGGGUUUGGGCCUGGCUCUGUGACUGAGGCUGCGGCGGUGGCGGCCGAGCGGGAUACGGGCGGCGGGAGCUGGGGAACAGGCAUGGACGUUUCGGGGCAAGAGACCGACUGGCGGAGCACCGCCUUCCGGCAGAAGCUGGUCAGUCAAAUCGAGGAUGCCAUGAGGAAAGCUGGUGUGGCACACAGUAAAUCCAGCAAGGACAUGGAGAGCCAUGUUUUCCUGAAGGCCAAGACCCGGGAUGAAUACCUUUCUCUCGUGGCCAGGCUCAUUAUCCAUUUUCGAGACAUUCAUAACAAGAAAUCUCAAGCUUCCGUCAGUGAUCCUAUGAAUGCACUCCAGAGCCUGACUGGCGGACCCGCCGCGGGAGCCGCCGGAAUCGGCAUGCCUCCUCGGGGCCCUGGACAGUCUCUGGGCGGGAUGGGUAGCCUUGGUGCCAUGGGACAGCCAAUGUCUCUCUCAGGGCAGCCGCCUCCUGGGACCUCGGGGAUGGCCCCUCACAGCAUGACUGUCGUGUCUACGGCAACUCCACAGACCCAGCUGCAGCUCCAGCAGGUGGCGCUGCAGCAGCAGCAGCAACAGCAGCAGUUCCAGCAGCAGCAGCAGGCGGCGCUACAGCAGCAGCAGCAACAGCAGCAGUUCCAGGCUCAGCAGAGUGCCAUGCAGCAGCAGUUCCAAGCAGUAGUGCAGCAGCAGCAGCAGCAGCAGCUCCAGCAGCAGCAGCAGCAGCAGCAGCAUCUAAUUAAAUUGCAUCAUCAAAAUCAGCAACAGAUACAGCAGCAGCAACAGCAGCUGCAGCGAAUGGCCCAGCUGCAGCUCCAGCAACAGCAACAGCAGCAGCAGCAGCAGCAGCAGCAGCAGCAGCAGCAGGCUUUGCAGCCCCAGCCGCCAAUUCAGCAGCCAUCGAUGCAGCAGCCACAGCCUCCGCCCGCCCAGGCUCUGCCCCAGCAGCUGCAGCAGAUGCAUCACCCACAGCACCACCAGCCACCACCACAGCCCCAGCAGCCUCCAGUUGCUCAGAACCAACCAUCACAACUCCCGCCACAGUCGCAGACCCAGCCUUUGGUGUCGCAGGCACAAGCUCUCCCUGGACAAAUGUUGUAUACCCAACCACCACUGAAAUUUGUCCGAGCUCCGAUGGUGGUGCAGCAGCCCCCAGUGCAGCCCCAGGUGCAGCAGCAGACAGCAGUACAGACAGCUCAGGCUGCCCAGAUGGUGGCUCCCGGAGUCCAGGUCAGCCAGAGCAGCCUCCCCAUGCUGUCCUCGCCGUCACCGGGCCAGCAGGUGCAGACCCCGCAGUCGAUGCCCCCUCCCCCCCAGCCGUCCCCGCAGCCCGGCCAGCCUGGCUCACAGCCCAACUCCAACGUCAGCUCUGGCCCUGCCCCGUCCCCCAGUAGCUUCCUGCCCAGCCCCUCACCGCAGCCCUCCCAGAGCCCAGUGACGGCACGGACCCCACAGAACUUCAGUGUCCCCUCACCUGGACCUUUAAACACACCUGUGAACCCCAGCUCUGUCAUGAGCCCAGCCGGCUCCAGCCAGGCUGAGGAGCAGCAGUACCUGGACAAGCUGAAGCAGCUGUCCAAGUACAUUGAGCCCCUGCGCCGCAUGAUCAACAAGAUCGACAAGAACGAAGACAGAAAAAAGGACCUGAGUAAGAUGAAGAGCCUUCUGGACAUUCUGACAGACCCCUCGAAGCGGUGUCCCCUGAAGACCUUGCAAAAGUGUGAGAUUGCCCUGGAGAAACUCAAGAAUGACAUGGCGGUGCCCACUCCCCCACCGCCCCCGGUGCCACCGACCAAACAGCAGUACCUAUGCCAGCCGCUCCUGGAUGCCGUCCUGGCCAACAUCCGCUCACCUGUCUUCAACCAUUCCCUGUACCGCACAUUCGUUCCAGCCAUGACCGCCAUUCACGGCCCACCCAUCACGGCCCCAGUGGUGUGCACCCGGAAGCGCAGGCUUGAGGAUGAUGAGCGGCAGAGCAUCCCCAGUGUGCUCCAGGGCGAGGUGGCCAGGCUGGACCCCAAGUUCCUGGUAAACCUGGACCCUUCUCACUGCAGCAACAAUGGCACUGUCCACCUGAUCUGCAAGCUGGGUGAGUGUCCAGAGGGCCGGGGCUGGCGUGGGAAAGCAGGCCCUGACCGCAGCCCCAGGGCUUUGCUGUCCGAGCCAGAGGGCACAGCGCCCAGAACCCACCCUGUGUUCAUGCCCCGCCAGGCUGUCUGCUCUAUCCUCACACACAUGGGCCCCAGACAGCCUGGCCAUGCCUCAGUCCCCACUGCCAGAGCCCGCACACUCUCACCUCCCCAACACAGAUGUGGCUCUGCUUGCCUGGGGCCCUAGGGAGGUGGUAGGCAGGACCUCUGGGCACCCAUCAAUGCAGGGCACUCCAGGCUUCACGUUUGGAAAUCUGAGAGUCAGAGAGACCUCCUCCAGGCUUUGCCACAAGCUUCACCAGAACCUCCUCGGGUGUGAAGAGUCCUGUUCCAGAGCAGGGCUGUGAGGCAGGGCAGGCUGGGGCUUGUCCAGGUCACAGAGCCUUCUGUGUUGCAGAUGACAAGGACCUCCCGAGUGUGCCACCACUGGAGCUCAGUGUGCCCGCUGACUAUCCUGCCCAAAGCCCACUGUGGAUCGACCGGCAGUGGCAGUACGGUGGGUAGACCCAGAGGAGCUGUCUGGGGACCCAGGGCAAGCAGGGGUCAUUGUGGAAAACCAGGCUUCCAUUGCAGCAGGGACAGCCUCUGUGUGCUCCUGCCCCUCCCCAGCUCAGGCCCCUCCCUCCCCUCUUCUGGCUCCUCCUGCACGGAUAGGAGCGGGUUUUCCAGUGGUCGCCUGAGAGAAAAGGGUCUCUGCUCCCACUGUGUCCCUUCGCCUCUUCAACUUGUGUCAGGUCAGCUCUCCAGGGUGGUUGUGUUCAGUGGGAGAGGGGUGAGUAAGCCCAUGGCUCAAGGACAGUCCCUGCUCUUCCCAGAGGCCACUACCUUGGCAGGGCUGACGGGUUCCACCGGUAGCUUGGGCACACAGGGCCCCAUCUGGGUGAUGUGGCUCUAGAGAGAACCACGGUGGCAGGGGGCAGUCUCCCUGAGCCCAGAGCUGGCACACAGCAGAGCUGGGCUGGGUCCCCAAGGUUGUUAGAGGCAGAGCCCUAGAUCCUGUUCAGAUUCAGUUCUUCACUGACGAUGAGGCUCUGGGAGAAGAGUCCGAAGGCCGGGCAGCGUGCAGGACAUAUCACCUCCUGGUGCUUUGGCCUGAGCCUGGGACUACCCCUUCCCAAAGCACUGCCGGGUGUGCCAGGAGCGAGCGCAGCGCUGGACACCUUAGGUUCACACCCGCUGCUCUGUUGCAGACGCCAACCCCUUCCUCCAGUCGGUGCACCGCUGCAUGACCUCCAGGCUGCUGCAGCUCCCGGACAAGCACUCGGUCACUGCCUUGCUCAACACCUGGGCCCAGAGUGUCCACCAGGCCUGCCUCUCAGCCGCCUAGCCAAGACUGCAGGGAUGGCCCGCAGCCUCAUCGGGGCCAAGGACACAUGCCUCCUGUCAGGCACUUCUAGGUGUUGGCUUCCUUAGAGAGCCUGGGGUUAGGUUAGCUUUCCUGCUUUUAUCUUCUGCCUUGGGGACCUGCCAAACGAAAUCCCACACCUGUACAGAACUGGGAUAGGCGCAGUGGAGCGGGUUGCUUGGGGGGCGUUGGCCGACUUCUUAGAGAAGGCCCUCCAUGUGACUUCCUCCAAGGAGCGGGAUGCGAUCCUCGGGCUGCUCUCACUAUGGCCUGUCCACGGUCCAGGUCCAUCUCAGCAGUGUGAGGGUGCACUCAGGGUGUUGUUAGAGCGUCUUGUGUGUGCUAGACACACCCCUACUCGUUCCUAUAGGAGAACACAGAGGACAUAGGAAACCCUUAAAACACACAUGGGAUUCUCUGGUCACAGUUUUGGGUUCAGGCUAUGCUGCUUUGGGCAGGUGGGGCACCCCCCCAGGGAAGCCCCCAAGUCCAGGGCACAGGCUGCCUUUUGGAGAGAGGGCUGGCCCAUAGGCGCUGCCGGCUCCCCACCACCAGCUGGGCCUCAGCCCUCAUGGCAUUCCUGCUGAGCACCGUGGGGCAUCCAGGGAGCAGGGGCGUUGGGGCCUGUGCCACUGGCAUGAGGGCCGUGUCCCCACUGUGAAGGAUGAAGAGCAAGGCCCUCAGGACCCGUGUCCUCAGAGCAUCACACACUGAGCCACCCAGAGAGAGUGGGCCUGGCAGCAGGCCGGGGCCAUGCAGGGAGCGCCUCCCUAUGUUGUCUGCCACUCUGGGCACCGGCCACCAGCCCUCUGGUGAGAAGAGGUUCCCCCCUUUUUACGUGCACUACCCCAUCAUCUGUGAUUAUAAUAAAUUUAUUAUUCCUGUGUU